Molecule: messenger RNA, 4871 nt
Organism: Dunckerocampus dactyliophorus (ringed pipefish)
Lineage: Eukaryota; Metazoa; Chordata; Actinopteri; Syngnathiformes; Syngnathidae
Gene: morn4
Product: MORN repeat containing 4
Exons: 5
Coding region: 105-545 (146 amino acids)
Source: RefSeq, a predicted model, not a curated record
UGCAUCAUACGGUUUCCAGCCGGUUAUCAUAUUUGUUACCCCUCUCUGCUCUUCUACGUCGCCUGCAUGCUUCAGAGACAACAAACGUAGCGUACAGGGGUGAGAUGACUCUGACCAGGGGCUCUUUCACCUACGCCACUGGAGAAGAGUACCACGGCGAGUGGAAGGAAGGUCGGAGGCAUGGCGUCGGCCAGCUCAAAUUCCAGGACGGAACAUGUUAUGCCGGACAGUUUGAGGACGGACUCUUCCAUGGUGCCGGUGUCCUUCUCUUCACGGACGGGUCCAGGUACGAGGGCGAGUUUGCACACGGGAAGUUUCAAGGCACGGGAGUCUUCAGUCGAUUUGACGGCAUGAAGUUUGAGGGCGAAUUCAAAGGCGGACGUGUCGAGGGAUACGGACUGCUGACAUUCCCGCACGGAACUCACGGUGUUCCACGCAACGAGGGCUUGUUCCAAAACCACAAGCUCCAGAGGAGAGAGAAGUGUCCUGGAGUGGUGCAGAGGGCACAGGCGUCGGCCACCAAUGCUCGCAGUGUGGCUCUCUGACUCUUUCUAACCUUAACAACUAUGUCAUUGUUCUUGCUCCUCAAAAGGAGUGCCUCCAGGAGGUGUACUCCUCCUCCUCGUGCUCCUCUUUCCUUCAAGUUACUUCUUUUCACCCAAAGGUGAAUUUACAGAACACACAAAACCACAUAGCACAUCUUUAACAUCACAUUUUCUUCUUCUUAAGAGUCUUGCACCCAAUACCAGUGUCUUAGCUAGCUGAUCGUUAGCUAGUCAUCAGAUAAUUAAGAAGAGCUUUUCGUCAGUCUGCUAAAGCUACAGUACAAAGGAGCAUAAGUUAUACAGUGGUGUGAAAAAUUGUUUCUCCGCUUCCUGAUUUCAAAUUUUUUUGUCUGUCACACUUAAAUGUUUCAGAUUGUCAAACAAAUUUACACAUAAAAAAAAAAAACCCUACACGGCCCUGUGUGAAAAGUGAUUGUCCCCUAAGCGUAAUAACUGGUUGGGCCACCCUUAGUAGCAACAACUGCAAUCAAGAGUUUGCAAUACUUGCAAUGAGUCUCUGUGGAGGAUUUUUUUCGCUGACUCAUCUUUGCAGAAUUGUUGCAAUUCAGCCCCAUUGGAGGGUUUUCCAGCAUGAAUCACCUUUUUAAGGUCAUGCCACAGCAUCUCAAUUGGAUUCAGGUCAGGACUUUGACUAGGCCACUCCAAAAGUCUUUGUUUUGUUUUUCUUCAGCCAUUCAGAGGUGGACUUGCUGGUGUGUUUUGGAUCAUUGUCCCGCUGCAGAACCCAAGUUGGUUUCAGCUUUAGGUCACCAACAGAUGACCGGACAUUCUCUUUCAGGAUUUUUUGGUAGACAGCAGAAUUCACGGUUCCAUUUAUCACAGAAAGUCUUCCAGGUCCUGAAGCAGCAAAACAGGUCCAGACCAUCACACUACCACCACCAUAUUUUACUGUUGGUAUGAUGCUCUUUUUCUGAAAUGCGGUCUUACUUUUACGCCAGAUGUAACGGGACACACACCUUCCAAAAAGUUCAACUUUUGUCUCAUCAGAUCAUUUUUCCCAAAGGUCUUGGGGAUCAUCAAGAUGUUUUCUGGCAAAAUUGAGACGAGCCUUAAUGUUCUUUUUAUACAUCAGUGGUUUUCGUUUUGAAACUGUGCCAUGCAGGCCAAUUUGGCCCAGUGUGUUUCUUAUGGUGGAGUCAUGAACACUGAACUUAACUGAGGCUAAUGAGGCCUGCAGUUCUUUGGAUGUUAUUGUGGGGUCUUUUGUGACCUCUUGAAUGAGUCGUCGUUGCGCUCUUGGGGUAAUUUUGGCUGGUCGGCCACUCCUGGGAAGGUUCACCACUUUUCCAUGUUUUCGCCAUUUGUAGAUAAUGGCUCUCACUGUGGUUUGCUGAAGUCCCAAAGCUUUAGAAAUGGCUUUAGAGCCUUUUCUAGACUGAUAGAUCUCAAUUAAUCUUAGUUAAGUUAUGUUUUAACAGGGGGGUGUGUGACUUUUUCACACAGGUUUGGAUUUUUUUUCCUCCCUUAAUAAUAAAAAGUUGAAUUUAAAAACGGCAUUUUGUGUUCAGUUGUGUUGUCCCUGAUUUAUAUUUCAAUUAGUUUGAUGAUUUGAAACAUUUGAGUGAAACAAACAUGCAAAAAAAAAAAAGAAAUCAUCAAGGGAGCAAACACAUUUCGACACCACUGUAAUUACGAUUUUUCCUUUCAUUAAAAUAUGACUUUUUGUUGAAUUUUUUUUUCUUGUAAUUUUUCUUUUUCUUUCCAGUGUGUCCCAAAUACUCCUUUGGCACCACGGUUAAAGAAAGUUAACGUCUAAUCAUACCGACUUGCCUAUUUAUUAGUUGUACCUAACCAUAACUUAUGCUCCGUAAUACAACAGCCCUACAAUAAAGACUCGGUUUUCGACGAGUUGUUGCUCUUUAAUAGAAAUGUACUUUUUAUUAAUGUGACAAGAAAUUCAAAGAUAUAUUACAUUUCAUUGUAAACAAAAGUUCAAAUGAAAGCAUCAUUUAUUGCGGGAGUGUUGUUUUACAUUGCAUAAGGUGAGAUACAAUGUACCGUAAUUUAAAAAAUGCACUGUCCAUAUUGUGUUUCUACAUUUUUCACAUUUGCCUUAAAGACGUUUUUCGGUACAAGCCCAUCCCAUUUACGACAUCAUAUUGUGUGUGUGAGAUGUUCAUGGAUUUGUGGCGCGUUUGAAGGCUGCCUUCACUUUGACAGACGCGGUAUUUCCCCCCAUGUUUUCCUUGUGCACGUAACAGUUGUUAUCAAACUUGAAACUGAUGUAAAUGCCUUUACUUUGGGACCUAAACUGAGGCAGCUAAAAGAUUUUCAGUAUCGUCUGUGUGUUGUUGUGCGGCGUACAGUGAUUGUAUUGACUUGGACCUACUGUAUAUCUAAUGGACAUGAUGCAAAGGCCAACCACAACAAAUAUGAUGGUGCUUGAACAGCUGUUAGGCCUUAUUAAGUGUUUGUGACUUGUUUGUGGUGGCCUGCUUCUAUGACUUCAACCAAAGACAAUCCAGUGGUACAAUAACGGAAGUAUGAAUCAUAUAAGUCUAAUAGUCCAAACAAAUAAGACAAAUCAACGUGCAGGAAAAUGAGAUUACAUUUGGGGUAAAAUGAGAUUUAGCUGUAAAUAAUUUCUGCAGCGGUUUUUCAUUAUAGCUAUGUUUGAUGAGAAAAUGCUCAAUAUAAGCUCAUACUGUACAUGUGCUUGCUUUGCCUAUUUCUGUAGAAGCGUUAGUGUGCUGCAAAGUACCAUUCUAAAUAUUAGGGGAACUAGGUAAUUAGAGGCAAAAGUGCAGAGCGGUGCAUGUUUCCAAAAGCGCACCAGGAUCAUUUAAUAUUCCUUCUAUGAUGUGCAAUGAGUGCAGUGUUUCUAAUGCUUUAGCAGUAUUUUCCUUUCUAAACUGCACUAGCCUUCUUUCUGAAAAGACGCCACUCCAGCAAGAUGCAUGCACGGUGCUUUAAUAAAAACGUGCCUCUUUCAAGAAAUUCAUUCACUUGCCAGGCAAAUCUCAUCGCCAUGGUUACACGUUUUUUAAAUUAUAUAUAUAUACAUAGAUAUAUACAGUAGCAACAUACGUAAUGUUGCUUUGAAAAAAAAACUGGUCUGGGUAUGUAUCACAUACAUGAUAAAGGGUUGUUGAUUGAAUAAAAGUCACGUAUUGGAAAGAAAUAUGUUUUUCGGUGAAUUAUUAAAACAUAGAAGCAGAAUAUUUAGGCAUAGGCCUCAAAUGUAAACACUGGGUGUGGGCUGCAUGAAGCUUUAGUACGUUUAAUGAUGAAAAAUGAUCAUCCAGAGGUCCCAUAACAGUGUAUUGGAAGUGUGUAGUCCAAAAUUUAGCUUUGAUGCUGGGAUUUAGACAGUUUGAAAGUGCUUUUAGUAAAACCCGACUGGCAACACAGUGUUUUGUGUGUCUGUAGUGUUACUGCUAAUGAGCUGUGUAUGUCAAGAAUGUUGCCCACAGAGCGUGUGGCGCCAACAAGCGCUAUUGUGCACUUUAUCCACACCAUAAAUCACAUACAACAAGGUGACAGUGUUUCCCAUACAUUCCCAUCACAAAUACAUUUGGCCAGCCACAGAUUUUGCAUCCAACAUUUUUCCCCCCCCCCACAAACACAUGAUAAUGGGACUGUCUGCGUAGCUUGUCAUGACAACGGCGUACAGUUAGGCCUGUCACGAUCAUCCAUAAAUCGAUUAAUCGAACGGUAAAACGACGUCAUCAUUUUCAGCGGCCUCGAUAAAUCGACGUGCAUGCGUUCGUGUUUGUAUUCCUCGUCUCUCUUUCAGGCGGGAUGACGAGAGGUUUCACUCUGCAGCUGUAUGUGCGCAUUGGUGCUACAGUGGAAUGAACGGCGAGAGUGAACCCUCCUGUCGUCUCCUCCACUCUUUGUCCCUCUAUGUGGAGGCGCGGCUACCUUGGCUCGCAGCAAAUUAGCCAAGUGAGCCAGCAUACGCUCACGUGAAUGACGGCACAAAAGCGAUAGUUUCUAAGGAGACCGCCACAUCCCCAGUGUGGGAAUAUUUCGGUUUGAAACAGAUGAACACCGACGACUUGAGAUGUCGCAUUUGUUCGAAAGCAGUGACAAGGGAGCAGGGGAAUACGACCAAUAGGCAGGAGGUUUAAAGACAUGAGAUAAUGUCACACAAACCAAAAAGCUCAGUUUUACCCAUCCACGCACAAACACUGAAUUGGGGUGUUUGAAAAUCUUCACUCAGACAAUUAUGCAAAUUAGACGCCGAGGUCAUCUAACUUCUACAGUCUAUCAUGCUAGAAUGCUGAGAAAAAAAGAAAACUAAAUGUUUUUACAUUUUUGCUCGUCUCAUCAUAAAGCAGUUAGCUUGUUUUUAUACUUGUA